AAUACUAAUUAUUUGGAUAUCCGUGACUAAGCUGCAUUGCAUUUACGAACCUGUUCCUGCACUAUAUACAGGUCACAAGAAUCCCAAACAACCUCUACCUUUGCACAACAAAUCUGUCUAACAAUUCAUCCCCACCUCUCUCUCAGCUACAAAGCCUACAAUACAAUUGCACUUGCAGCUAUCCUUGCAGCAAUGGCAACUGCGCGGGUAACCGCUGCCUUCUUCUCUGUUGCCGUCAUGCUCCUUUUUGUGUCCAUCGGCGCCCAUGCCGGUGGCCAAGGCGACGAACUCAAGGUGGUGGACAUCCUGGUGGAAACCUGCAAGAACGCUUCGAGCAGCUGCCGCAACAGGCACCUGAACGUCACCCAGGAAUUCUGCGUGCAGACUCUCCGGUCAGACAAAAGGAUCUCCGGGGCCAAGGACCUCCUUGACCUGUCGCUCAUCGCCGUCGACAUCCUCAAGAUUCGCGUGGCGGCUGCCGGUGGCAAGGUGAAGGAAGCACUCCAGAAAGCCAAGAAAGGUUCGGAGGAGGCGCUCGGCCUCAGGUAUUGCCAGGUGGACUAUGAUGUGGCGGUCCGUACCCUCGGCCUCUGCGACGCCAUGCUCAGGGACUUCCAUGUCCCCAGGGGCGAGGAUGAAGACGGCCCGUGGCCUUUCGAACUGCCCGAUUGUAUGGAGACGGCGACUGGCCAUGUCAGCGACUGCUGGGGUAAGCUUCCCUUGGAAAACUACGCACUUAUCAAAGAAAGCCAGGAGCUCAACAAGCUGGGCGACCUGAACAAUGCCUUGCUAGGGCCAUAUGACGUUAAUAGUUAGAAUCUAUUUUGUGCCAGAAACAGUAUUCAUGUAAAACAAACGUUACUUCAGUUUGCAAAAACAAUAAUAAUGUUGUUGUGA
Molecule: messenger RNA, 897 nt
Organism: Hordeum vulgare subsp. vulgare (domesticated barley)
Lineage: Eukaryota; Viridiplantae; Streptophyta; Magnoliopsida; Poales; Poaceae
Exons: 1
Coding region: 193-816 (207 amino acids)
Molecular function (GO): enzyme inhibitor activity
Source: RefSeq, a predicted model, not a curated record